This is a messenger RNA of Pantherophis guttatus, 4316 nucleotides long. It is a transcript of the gene LPAR5, whose product is annotated as lysophosphatidic acid receptor 5. Gene Ontology annotation, cellular component: membrane. Gene Ontology annotation, biological process: G protein-coupled receptor signaling pathway; behavioral response to pain. The record is from RefSeq and is a predicted model, not a curated record. Lineage: Eukaryota; Metazoa; Chordata; Lepidosauria; Squamata; Colubridae. Gene Ontology annotation, molecular function: G protein-coupled receptor activity.
CUCACCUGCAAACAUGCCAUUCCCAAGAACAUUUCUUGCUCAUGGGAUUCAUGGAGCCUUGGCUUCCUCCUUUGUGUCUCAGCCCCAACUCCUCUAGUUCAUUUGAUGAGCGUGUUUCAAUAUCUGGAAAGCCAGUAGCCAUGCAAUGGCUGUCUGGACUGUGGUUGGAGAGAAGAGCAGAAGCACCUGUGGUUGUUUGGAACAGGAAGAUGAUGUAACCAUCCUGCAGAGGAAAAUGAUUAUUGAAACACUAAUUUUUAAGGCUGGAGCUCAGUCUUGCAAAGCCAUCAUUACAACAGUCAAAUUAAGUGUACAUGAUCUAAGCAGCAAGGACUGUGCUCCUAACUGCUCCAUCCGGAUUUCCUGCAAGUCUGCUUUUUUCCUUCAACCAAGGAGCAGGCUGAUGAAAGCUGGUAAAAGCUGUGCUAGCAGACAUUUCAUUUGAAGCACCUGGAAGGGUGCAAGUUUUCUUGCAGAAGGAGAUGGGAAAAGACCACUUCCUGCCCGUUUCUGCAUGGAGGGAAAUGCUUAAAGUAGGCAAGGUAGAGAAUACUUCCUGACUUCAUCAAGCACACAUUGCUUUAUGCUCAUAAAAGGAGACAACAAAAGUCCACCAUCUCCUCCUGUGAUUAUACAUGGGCACCAUCAAAAUUCUUAAUAACAGAUGACUGUUACAGAGUCAUCAUUCUAUGACUGAGAAUGGAUUGUGAAGCCUGGAAGUCCAAGUCAAAGAGUUAGGACCACCAUCUGAAUUAAGGAAUAGAAUUAUGAGCACCAACUUGAAGUCUAGGCUCUUUUUUGGUCUCUUGUAAUCUCUGCUUCUUCCAGAAUCUUAAACAGACCUAUCAAAGUCUUACCUUCAGGUUAUUUCCAGGCAUGUCAGCUGCCAAUGUUACUAUAUGCCCGAAUAAUAGUGACAUUCACAAGCUGCAGUUGAUUGGAUACAUCUUGAUCUUCACAGCAGGCUUAUGUCUCAAUGUUGCGUCCCUCUUGAUCUUCUUGUACUAUCUGAAGCUCAAGUCAGUGGUGGCCAUCUACAUGUGUAACUUGGUUAUGAGUGACCUCCUUUUCACCAUGUCUUUGCCCUUCCGUAUAUAUUACUAUUACAUGGGAGAAUGGCCCUUUGGAAGUUUCCUUUGUCAAGUCUCGGGUUCUCUCUUCCAAAUAAAUAUGUACGGUAGUUGCCUUUUCCUGAUGUGCAUCAACUUGGAUCGCUUUGUUGCUAUUGUCCACCCACUACGCUGGCGCCACCUCCGGCGUCCCAAAGUGGCCAGGAUGCUCUGCUGUGUGGUUUGGGUACUAAUCCUGAUAGGGUCUGUUCCAGUUGCUCUAAUCCACAAGACAACUCCAUGUAUUAAGGGAAAUGAAACAAAUUCUAACCUUAAACAAAAUGAAAUCACUGUGUGCUUUGAAAACUUCAGUAAUAACUUGUGGCAGGGAAAAAUCUUCGGUCUGGUCAUUUUAGCAGAGAUUCUUGGCUUUCUCCUCCCUCUGACCUCUGUGACAGUCUGCUCAAUCCAAAUUUUUCAGAAACUAUGCCGAGCUCGUGGGACGCGGAGCCUGCGUCAAGAAAAGACCAUUCGCAUGCUUGUAGUCAAUCUGGUCAUCUUUAUCAUCUGCUUUGUACCCUACAACACCAUCCUGGCAGCCUAUGGGAUGAUAAAAGCCGGCGUGAUUAAGACUGAUCCAACCAUGCGGGGUUCAGUGCGCAAUGCCCUUAUCAUCACUAUGCUACUUACAAGUAUGAACUGUACCCUGGACCCCUUGAUCUACUAUUUCAAUACAGAAGGCUUCAAAAAUACUUUGAAGAGAAUAAGAAGAGGCCAAACUUGGGAUUUUGAGAUGGGAACACUUCAGACUCGAGCAACAAAAGCUGGCUUCUACAAGGCAGCAAAUGUUAAGCAGGAUAGUAAAGAAUAUCCAGUUCAGAAUUCAAUGGCUCCCUGUGAGGACUUGCCAUUUGCUUCCCCUAAGAUAUUCUUGAGUAGCUCCAUUGAAGACUCUGAAAUAUAGAGAUGGAGGAACUAUCAAAGCUUUUGGAAUGAAUUGGCAUUACAGAAAGUGACUGCCAGAAACAUUUGAACAAAAUAUGAAGACUUGAUGCACUUAAAUACGGUAAAGUCCUUUACUGUACAGCAAGAGCAUUUUAUAUUUCAAGAACAAUUUCUGAUAUUGAUUUUAAAGUUUAUUUUCCAUUUUCUAUCCAUAGAGCUGUAUGAUAUUCAUAUGAAUACUAUGAGAUAUUUAUGAUAAAGUCACUCAUUUCCAGGUUCAGUUCAGGCUCCCAAUGGUGUAGUAUCACUUGAUUUAGCAACUGGCAUCAGAAUGAACCAAGAAUGGUGGUGAUCUAUGGAUCACACUGUUGCAGAAAUACAAAUAGUCAUUUAUUAUCUGUUUCUGUAUCUAUAAUAACUACAUUUUAAUGACAGAAUGGCCCUUUUUUUUUUUGAGCAUUGGAAAAAUAGUUUACAAAUACCUAAAAUAAAAAGCCAACCAAAUAAAAAAAUCCUACAUCAUUCAGCAUAGAUUUAAGGCCCAGUGCUAGGCAGAAGGCAUUCAGAAAAGUUUCAGUGGUAUCUUAAAGAUUUGAAUUGGGGAGGGAUGAGAGUUUUUUUGCACAGCCAACCUUCAAUCGCUAUGGACGAGAGUGGAGAGUGGGUGAAAUGCUCCCGGUUUGGACUGGAUCGCUCGAUCCAGUAGCGAUAGAGGCGGUGGUUCAGAGAACUGGUAGCAAAAAUCCCUGCCCCUCCCCCCCAAUGUCCAGUUGAGCCGCGCAAUCAUCAGAGGCUUCUUUAUUAUUUUUAAAAGCAUUUUUUCUACAACCUCUUUGGUCGAAAAAAUGCUUUUAAAAGUAAAAAAAAAAGCCUCUGAUGAUCGUGCAGCUCAGCUGGGAUCAUCAGAAGCUUUUAAAAGGUUUUUUUCUACAACCUCUUCAGCCGAAGAGGUUGUAGAAAAAAUGUUUUUAAAAUGAAAAUAAACCUCUGCCGAUCAGGCAAGUCAGCUGGGAUCAUCAGAGGCUUUAAAAGCAUUUUUUUACAACCUUUUCAGCCGACCACCACUGAGCCACACCCACAGAACCGGUAGUAACAAAUUUUACAUUUCACCACUGAUUAAACCCCUCCCCCAAACACACACACAGUACAGGUAGUCCUCAACUUACAAAAGUUCAUUUAGUGACGAUUCAAAGUUACAACGAUACUGAAAAAGUGACUUAUGACUGUUUUUCACACUUAUGACCAUUGCAGCAUCCCCAAGGUCACGUGAUCAAAAUUCAGACACUUCGCAACUGAUUUAUAUUUAUGACAAUUAGAGUGUCCUGGGAUCAUGUGAUCACCUUUUGUGACCUUCUGACAAAGUCAUUGGGAAGUCCGAUUCCCUUAACAACCGUGUUACUAACUUAACUGCAGUGAUUCACUUAACAACUGUGGCAAGAAAGGUCGUAAAAUGGAGCAAAAUUCACUUAACAACUGUCUCACUUAGCAACAUUUGGGGCUCAACUGUGGUCAUAAGUCAAGGACUACCUGUACUCACAUUGAAUGCAAACACUGUAUUUCUCUAUGUUAUCUCUUGCUGCCAUAAAAGGUUCUAUGCAAGUUGUUUGUUAAAGCCUGUUUAAAUCUUCCAUGAAAGGGUAGUAUGGCAUAUGGAACAUAAUGUUCAAUAAAAAAGUAUUUGUUCCCAUUUUCCACAACAUAGCAUAGGUCCAGGAACUUUUGGCUCUGAAGUAUGAAAUUGUCAUGCUCUCAAUAUGCUUUGGAGAGAAAAAACUGCCAUUUCUAAUUUAAUACUUAAUUUGACCAGUGGUAGGUUUCAAAUUUUUUUACUACCAGUUCUGUGGGUAUGUCUUGGUGGGUGUGUCUUGGUGGGCGUGGCAGGGGAAGGAUACUGUAAAAUCUCCAUUCCCACCCCACUCCAGGGGAAGGUUACUGCAAAAUCCCCAUUUCCUCCCAAUCAGCUGGGACUUGGGAAGCAGAGAAUAGAUGGGGGCGGGGCCAGUCAGAAUUUUUACUACCGGUUCUCCAAACUACUCUAAAUUUCGACUACCGGUUCUCCAGAACUGGUCAGAACCUGCUGAAACCCACCUCUGAAUUUGACCCAUGCAUUUUCCCAAGUAAAUAUUCACUGGAAGUAUUAUCUGAAAAGGUAUGAAGUAUGGUUUAUUUAUUAUAAACAUGCCAUAGUAUCAAAGAUCCAAAAUGUAAAUGAACUGGCUUUAAUCUCACCAAAGCAACAUUCACAAAUAUGCUACACCAAAACUCUCCUUACUAUGCAAGAAGAAAUAGUAUUUUGAUCAAAAAUAAAAAUGUGAACAUCAA